AUGACUAUACCCAUACUCGAGUCUGUACCCCUUCCACGCGAUCGCAUGCACGAGUUCCGAUUCAGCGUUGGUCUGGGUGGGGGUGAGAACGAUAUACUUUCACUGACGUCCGUGUGUUCCGAGGCGUGCACCAACCUUGUAGCACACUUGAUGAGAAACUACAGCUUCGUAGCUAUGACAGGUCAAAUUCCCUAUCUGUUAUUAGCAGGUACUGUCGCUGUAAAGGCUAUAAACAAUGUCGUGAACAUGGAUAAGUUAAUGGAACUUAUCGACGAUACCAUCAUCGACUGGAUGACUGAAAAGCCGAAAGAGGAGAUAGACAUUCUGGAAACUUAUUCCAAAAAGACAGUGACAUUUUCAUUCAUUUACGCAGGGUCUCUGUGGUUCAUUUCAUGUAUGUUUUGUGCUAUACCGGCUUCUACGCACAUUCUGGACUUCCUCUAUCCAUUAAACGAGACACGAAAACGUAUAUUCCUAUAUCCAGCAUACUUUUUCCUGGACGAAGAAAAAUACUAUUAUUUAAUAAUCACGUUCGAGGUAGUGGGUUCGGUAAUGAUCGUGACAGUAUAUGCUGUAACCGACGUGAACUUCAUGUCUUUCGUACAACACGCCCGUGCUUUAUACACAAUCAGUGGGUACCGUUUCAAACACGCGAUAGAACCAGAUUACGUUUACUAUAGGAUCAACGAUCCGCAAAAGGAUCAAGUUUAUGCAAGGUUGUGUCGAUCUAUCGAAAUCCAUAAAAAAGUAAUAACGUUUAUAGGGAAAAUUGAAGCUUCUCACGACAAACUUCUCUUCGCCUAUAUAGGAUUAAUAAUGUUGAUGAUAGCGAGCACGCUUCUAAAGGUAGCUGAGGUGGAAAAGAAUUUUGAAUACGUGACGUUUUGUGCAUUCAUGGCGAUUCAAUUAACGAACAUGUAUCUCUUAAAUAGUCUGGGACAAUGGUUGAAAAAUACGAGUGACGAGUCUUUACAAGCAAUAUGGGAAUCGUUAUGGUAUAACGCUUCACUAAAAUCACAAUCGUUGUACUUAAUGGUAUUUCAAAGAUGUCUCUCUCCACCGGAACUAACAGCUUGUGGACUCGUCGAGAUGAACUUAAGUACUUUUGUACAGGUGAUAAAAGCAUCUUUCUCUUACUACACUGUAAUGAAACCCACGUAG
Colletes gigas is the source of this 1161-nucleotide messenger RNA. RefSeq lists its product as uncharacterized. Gene Ontology annotation, cellular component: plasma membrane. Gene Ontology annotation, molecular function: olfactory receptor activity; odorant binding. The record is from RefSeq and is a predicted model, not a curated record. Gene Ontology annotation, biological process: detection of chemical stimulus involved in sensory perception of smell; sensory perception of smell. The transcript has 9 exons. Lineage: Eukaryota; Metazoa; Arthropoda; Insecta; Hymenoptera; Colletidae. Bases 1 to 1161 code for a protein of 386 amino acids.